Mycotypha africana is the source of this 1206-nucleotide messenger RNA. RefSeq lists its product as uncharacterized. The transcript has 5 exons. The coding region runs from base 1 to 1206 and encodes 401 amino acids. NCBI's taxonomy places the organism in Eukaryota, Fungi, Mucoromycota, Mucoromycetes, Mucorales, Mycotyphaceae. The record is from RefSeq and is a predicted model, not a curated record.
AUGAAAUCGAGGAUCGGUAUCCUGCCCUCGUCAAUUUUGGCCAGUCUACAAUCAACUUCGACUUCAUCCACAUGUGACGUUGACAGUGGAGCAAACCCGCUAUCAGUGCUUGUUGAUCGUAUUCCUGUACCACACGAUGAAAAAAUUAGUGCUGAAGAUAUUGCACUUCUUCAUUAUAUCUUGGAAACUGUGCGUCACCAGCAACUAAGCACUCCCCGCAAAUUCUCUAUGUUCCCAAAUCCAGGUCUUAAAUGGAGAUUUAUCAAAAUUGAUCCAGAGAAUAUUUUUCACUUUUUUGGGCAUGAACGUCACACAAAACUCAGAAGUGAGAACAAGCUCGAUUACUUCAUAAGAUGCUUUUUCCGGAUUUUUGACUUUUCUACCUUGCUGAGAAUCGAUGAACAAGUUUCUAUGACAUCGGAACAACCUGAGUUGGCAGACUUCACAAAUAAUGAGAUUGAUCAAUUUUUCCGUCCUGUUACCGUCGACCCUGGUCGUAGAGAUGUUUAUGUCCCAUACUACAGUGGUCAACAAUUUCACAAACUCUCUACAAAAGAAUGUUAUCAUAUCUCUGGAUCUCCUGGAAGGUCUAAAUUAGAGGAUCAACGCAAGCAAAGGGUCGGAGUUAAAGAGCUCGAAACAAACAUACCGACUACAAAAACUGCUAAUGAUAUGGCUAUCGCAAUCAUAUUGGGUAUAAGUGCCAACAUAUGGAUCAGUUCUAUAGCUUCUACGAUUAUAGGACGGCGGAAUCAAAUGGAAAAACUUUCGUGGCUCUCAGGUUGCAAAAGAUACUGCUGUGAACAUCUUGCUGAACGGCUCGAAGAAAGCAACCCACAACAUUUGGACGUGCGUACAGGAAUAUUUGACGAGGGUGAUCGCACAAAAAUGCUUUUGACUGUCUUUGGCUCAGGCUUACGAGGAAAAGAGCAAUUACGAUUUCGCGGUCCUCAACAUGGUGCCUCCAAUGCUAUAUAUAUUCACCUGAAGGUGAAAGAAAAGCAGGGCUAUUUAUGUCUGUUGGAUAUAGAUAAGUUCAGAACUGUAAAAGUUUGUAAUUCAUGUAGACAGGAGGACUUUGGAAACUUAAUUGCCACCGACGGACAGACGAUUCAUGCGAUAUUGAUUUGCAACAAUUGUAAUGUUUAUUGGAAUCGUGACGUCAAUGCGGCGAAGAAUAUGUUUAGCAUUUCUGAAGCCGUCUGA